UUCGAGGAGCUAUUGUAUCUUGGGCAUUCCGUGUGUGUGACAUCUCAUAGUCUCCUAGUUAUUUGAUCCUCUACACCCCAUAGUAGACGUAGUUCCGAUUCAUUAUGAAUUAUAAAUUGAAAGUCACGAUUCCCAUUGUGGUUUGUGGCGGUGCUGUCCUUGCGUAUUACCUCAUAAGACGGAAAGCAGCAGCUAUGGUUGACGCCGCAACUAUUGAGAAAUUGGAGGCUGGUUUCAGCAAACUCCAGGCUUCCGACUCCAAGUCGUUGCUGAAGAAGUACUUGACCAAGGAAGUUUUCGAUGCUCUAAAGAACAAGAAGACCUCCUUCGGCUCAACACUCUUGGAUUGCAUCCAGUCAGGUGUUGAGAACUUAGACUCUGGUGUUGGAAUCUAUGCCCCAGAUGCUGAGGCAUACACCGUCUUCGCUGACCUCUUCGACCCCAUCAUUGAGGAUUACCACAAUGGUUUCAAGAAGACUGACAAGCACCCCCCCAAGAACUGGGGUGAUGUAGAGUCCCUAGGAAACUUGGACCCCAACAGCGAAUUCAUUGUGUCCACCCGUGUGCGAUGCGGCCGUUCCAUGGAGGGCUACCCCUUCAACCCCUGCUUGACCGAGGCCCAGUACAAGGAAAUGGAAGACAAAGUCUCCUCAACCCUGUCCGGCCUUGAAGGCGAACUUAAGGGUACCUUCUACCCACUCACAGGAAUGUCCAAGGAGACCCAGCAGAAGCUGAUCGACGACCACUUCCUGUUCAAGGAGGGCGACAGGUUCCUCCAGGCCGCCAACGCCUGCCGUUUCUGGCCCACCGGCCGUGGUAUCUACCACAACGAGAACAAGACCUUCCUGGUCUGGUGCAAUGAGGAGGACCACCUCCGCAUCAUCUCUAUGCAGAUGGGUGGCGACCUGAAGCAGGUGUACAAGAGGCUCGUGACCGCCGUCAACGACAUCGAGAAGAGGAUCCCGUUCUCGCACAACGACCGCCUCGGCUUCCUCACCUUCUGCCCCACGAACUUGGGCACCACCGUGCGCGCCUCCGUGCACAUCAAGCUGCCCAAGCUGGCGGCCGACAAGGCCAAGCUGGAGGAGGUCGCCUCCAAGUACCACUUGCAGGUGCGCGGAACCCGCGGCGAGCACACCGAGGCCGAGGGCGGCGUCUACGACAUCUCCAACAAGAGGCGCAUGGGCCUGACCGAGUACGACGCGGUCAAGGAGAUGUACGACGGCAUCGCUGAACUGAUCAAAAUCGAGAAGUCCCUGUAAGCUUCGAUCUCGCUAUCAGUAUUUUUUGUAUUUAUCGUUUUUCAUAAGUAUUGAAUGUUGUGGGUUGCCGGGCGAACUAGUCAGCGGCGCCGUAAGGGCGACCGGGCACGCGGGCGGCCCAUUAUACUGUUUUUCGUAUUAAAGUAUUUUCUAUAAGGAAAUGGAAAAUAAAGACAGCUAGCGUUAAGUCAA
Zerene cesonia (dogface butterfly) is the source of this 1454-nucleotide messenger RNA. It is a transcript of the gene AK, whose product is annotated as arginine kinase. Gene Ontology annotation, biological process: phosphocreatine biosynthetic process. The transcript has 3 exons. The record is from RefSeq and is a predicted model, not a curated record. Bases 105 to 1262 code for a protein of 385 amino acids. NCBI's taxonomy places the organism in Eukaryota, Metazoa, Arthropoda, Insecta, Lepidoptera, Pieridae. Gene Ontology annotation, molecular function: creatine kinase activity.